Molecule: messenger RNA, 441 nt
Organism: Aethina tumida (small hive beetle)
Lineage: Eukaryota; Metazoa; Arthropoda; Insecta; Coleoptera; Nitidulidae
Gene: COX7B
Exons: 2
Coding region: 119-397 (92 amino acids)
Source: RefSeq, a predicted model, not a curated record
AUAUAAAAAAUAGAAACAAAUUUGUUGGAUAAUCUGUAAUCCUCCAUAGCCAACUUCACUCACAUUGAAAACCACCAUUGUAGUUGCAUAACUCCUUGAGUAGAGUGGAAAGACCAAAAUGCAGGCUCCAAGGGUAUUAGGUAGAGCUGUAGCCAAACAAGUUGGCCGCAGAAAUCACGGUCACGUUGCACCCCAAAGUACCUACAAUGACUUGCCAUCCCCGCAGGGCAGCUGGCAAACCCACUAUGAUGCCAACCAAAAAAGGUACAAUGGACAUUUGGCUCUGGGAAUUGCUACUUUCGUAGGCACCAUUGUCUUUGGCAAGGCUGCUGGCUUCUUUGAGUUCUAUGAUGACAUUCCAGAACGUCCAGCCAAGAUUGAGUCAUACAAGAAGUAAUUUAUGUAACAUAUAGUUAGCAAAAUAUAAGUUAGUUAUUAAUA